AUGGUGAUUUUUAUAUUUGGCUCCACAAAGCUGGUAAAACCCUCCCCAGCCCUCUCCCCAGCUGAAGAAAAAUACAGGAAAGCAGCACUGGAGGCUGACAUACCAAAAGAGCACUUGGUUCCCUGGAGGGACAUGACCUGGCAGGUAAAAGCUGCCAAUGAAGGGCUCAAGCCGAGGCUGUGGGACCUGGAGAAGGCACUGGAGCAGGCACAGGAAGACAAGCAAGACAUUCAUGAAGAAACGAUGCGGCAAUACCAGGAGCUGCAGACGAAGACAGCAGCCCACAGCCAGCACUUGGAGGUGAAGGUGAAGAGCCUGCAGGAGCAGCUCGCCACCAGGCUCCAGGAGAGCCAGCAGAUCCAGGAGACUGCCACCCAGGCACCUGCAGAGAGGGACAGGAACAUCACCCAGCUGCAGGACAGGCUCUACACCCUGGAGAGGGAGUAUGAGAAGAUCCUCCAUGGUAGCCUGGACCUUGUGCUGGCCAAGAUGACAAAGGCCAGCCAGGAGUGGGAAGAGCUAGGUAUGAGCAUUGCCAUGGAGAACAAGGAGCACCUACAGGAGUUUGGCCUCAACCCCCUGGAGAUAUAGCACCCUGGGGUUCCUGAGACAGGACAGGCUCUCAGUCCCUACCUCCCUAUCAGCACACUUGAAGAUCUUCCCACAUCCUUUGCUCAACAGCCCAGCUGCCCCAGGCUAGGUAAGAGAAGAUGAGUCCUGUCUG
Messenger RNA from Tyto alba (common barn owl), 724 nucleotides. It is a transcript of the gene DRC12, whose product is annotated as coiled-coil domain containing 153. The coding region runs from base 1 to 591 and encodes 196 amino acids. Lineage: Eukaryota; Metazoa; Chordata; Aves; Strigiformes; Tytonidae. The transcript has 6 exons. The record is from RefSeq and is a predicted model, not a curated record.